CCCUUCUCUCUCUCUCUCUCUCUCUUCUUCUCUUCUCCUCUCUCCGCUUUUCCGAGGCGAGGAAACAAUGUUCAGAUUUCUCAAGGGUGUGGUGGCCGGAUCCGGCGCUGGCAUCAGGGAUCUCCCGUACAACGUCGGCGAACCCUACCCCUCCGCCUGGGGAUCCUGGACUCACUACCGCGGCACCUCCAAGGAUGACGGAUCGAUGGUAUCCAUUUUUUCUCUUUCAGGAAGUAACAGUCAAGAUGGUCACUUGGCUGCUGGUCGUAAUGGUGUUAAGCGCCUGAGAACUGUCAGGCAUCCAAAUAUCUUGUCUUUCCUACAUAGCACUGAGGCCGAAAUUGUUGAUGGAUCUACUGCGAAACAUACGAUUUACAUUGUAACUGAACCAGUGACACCCCUUGCAGAAAAGAUAAAAGAAUUAGGUUUAGAAGGUACCCAAAGGGAUGAGUAUUUUGCAUGGGGUCUCCACCAGAUAUCUAAAGCUGUGAGCUUUUUAAAUAAUGAUUGCAAACUUGUUCAUGGUAAUGUCUGUUUGGCUAGUGUCGUUGUGACUCAGUCAUUGGACUGGAAGCUGCAUGCCUUUGACGUCCUAUCAGAGUUUGAUGGGAACAGUGAAGCUUCUAACAGCUCUAUGCUGCAAUUUGAGUGGCUGGUUGGAUCACAAUACAAACCUAUGGAGUUGUUAAAGUCAGACUGGGCAGCAAUUAGAAAGUCACCUCCAUGGGCACUUGAUUCAUGGGGAUUAGGCUGUUUAAUAUAUGAACUAUUUUCUGGUACGAAGUUGGCCAAAACAGAGGAGCUGCGUAACACUGCUUUUAUUCCCAAGUCGCUACUUCCAGAUUAUCAGAGGUUGUUAAGUUCUGCUCCAUCUCGGAGGAUGAAUCCGUCAAAGCUUAUUGACAAUAGUGAAUAUUUUCAUAAUAAAUUGGUGGAGACUAUUCAGUUUAUGGAAAUUUUAAAUUUAAAAGAUAGUGUCGAGAAAGAUUCCUUUUUCCGCAAGCUUCCAAACUUAGCUGAACAGCUUCCUCGCCAAAUUGUGCUGAAGAAGUUGCUUCCGUUGUUGGCUUCUGCCUUGGAAUUUGGUUCAGCUGCUGCUCCUGCCUUGACUGCAUUGUUGAAAAUGGGUUCCUGGCUUUCAGUGGAAGAGUUCAGUGUGAAGGUGUUGCCAACUAUUGUUAAACUUUUUGCCUCUAACGACCGAGCUAUUCGAGUUGGGCUGCUUCAGUACAUAGAUCAGUUUGGAGAAUCAUUAUCAGCACAAAUUGUUGACGAGCAAGUUUUUCCUCAUGUUGCCACUGGUUUCUCUGAUACUUCUGCUUUUCUUCGUGAGCUGACAUUAAAAUCCAUGCUUGUUUUAGCACCGAAGUUGUCUCAGCGAACUAUUUCAGGAUCUUUGUUAAAAUAUCUUUCAAAGUUACAGGUUGAUGAAGAGCCCGCGAUCAGGACAAAUACUACAAUCUUGCUUGGAAACAUAGCAAGCUAUCUUAAUGAGGGGACUAGGAGGAGAGUUUUAAUUAAUGCAUUCACAGUUCGUGCUUUGCGGGAUAAUUUUGCUCCAGCUCGUGCAGCAGGAAUCAUGGCUUUAAGUGCCACUAGUUCAUACUAUGACAUGAUGGAGAUUGCGACACGCAUUCUACCUAAUAUUGUUGUACUUACUAUUGAUCCAGAUGGUGAUGUAAGAACAAAGGCGUUUCAGGCUGUUGAUCAAUUUUUGCUUCUUGCCAAGCAGCAUCAUGAAAAGCUCAUUACAGGAGAUACCAGCGAGAGUGAUGGUGUUGGGACUCCAUUAAUACCUGGAAAUGCUAGCUUACUUGGAUGGGCUAUGAGCUCUUUGACAUUGAAGGGAAAAGCUUCUGAACAUGCUCCACUUGCUUCUGCAAAUGUGAAUGCAUCACAAAUUUCAACAACCUCAAAUGCCAACUCAGUAAUGGAUGCCCAGAAUGCUGUACCAGUUCAUGCGGGUUCAGGCACCAACGCUUCUGAUCAACCUGAGCCUUCAUCUCCAACAUCUACAGAUGGUGGUUGGGGUGAACUUGAGAAUGGGCUUCUUCAUGAAGAUCAUGAUGGUGAUAAAGAAGGUUGGGAUGAUGUUGAUCCAGUCGAAGAGCAGAAACCACCUCCACUUGCAAGUAUACAAGCUGCUCAGAAAAGGCCUGUAGUGCAACCAAAGCCGGCUGCAAGUUCAAUGCGGCCAAAAACUACACUGAAGCCAUCAAAAGCAGAUGAUGAUGAUUUGUGGGGUGCAGUUGCUGCACCAGCACCCAGGACUGCAUCAAGAUCUCUAAAUGUCAAGCCUGCAUCAUCGCAAGAUGAUGACGAUCUCUGGGGUUCUAUUGCUGCACCACCACCCAAAACAACUGCAAAAUCUCUGAAUCUGAAGACGACGAUGGCCAGUGAUGACAGUGAUCCAUGGGCAGCCAUUGCUGCCCCUCCUCCAAGUACCAAAGCCAAGCCUUUGUCUUUGGGCCGAGGCCGAGGAGCAAAACCGGCCUCUGCGAAGCUGGGGGCUCAGCGAAUUGAUCGGACUUCCUCAUCUGGAUUGUAAGAAAAGAAUGGAAUUGACAAGAAAUUAUUUGAUGAGUGGUGAUUUUUUUUGUUUUUGUUUUAUGGCUAUCCUUUUUUAUAUAAUAUUCUGUAAUAUUAUUCAAAUGUUUAUUUGAAUAAUUGUGUAUUGUAGUCCACUGUAAUCUAGGCUUCUUAAAAUGAAUUUUAAAGCGUUUCAGUACGACCUCUUGCCUCCAUGGAAUAGUAAGUAUAUGUCGGUUUCCUUUCAAGGGAGAACUUGUGUUUUAAAUGAGUACUUUUCUGCUUGAGGUUGUUUCUCAACAUCUCUUGGCAGCUUUCUA
Phoenix dactylifera (date palm) is the source of this 2849-nucleotide messenger RNA. RefSeq lists its product as uncharacterized. Gene Ontology annotation, biological process: protein phosphorylation. The record is from RefSeq and is a predicted model, not a curated record. NCBI's taxonomy places the organism in Eukaryota, Viridiplantae, Streptophyta, Magnoliopsida, Arecales, Arecaceae. Gene Ontology annotation, molecular function: protein kinase activity; ATP binding.